UGCUUGAUUGUCCUUUCUUUGAAGUUGAACGCUUUUUUUGUUAGUUUUUUUGUAUUUUUAGACACACAUCCGAAAGCAUGUGCGCAGCUACUAUAUAGGUUGAUAGGGGUCUUUGUACUCUGGGGUUCUCGUUCUUAUCUUUAACUGCAGCCAAUUUCAAGUAGAGUUUUUCACUGCUAGAGGAUUUUUCUGAUCCGGGGUUGUUGAGUUUGAGUUCAAGUAACUUUUUAUUGAUCUGACCAGGUACUUGAUUUUGAAUAGAGGAGUGAACUUUGAAGUACUAUUGGGGGAGAGUUGGCCAUAAAAGUCAAAGCCCGUGAGUUAGUGCUUGUGGUUGAAAUUUAAUGCUCAAAAGCUGAAGGCGAAAAGCUAGUUGCCUAGUUAGGCAAAUUCAAGUCAAAAUAGAUAGAUUUUGCUCUAAAGUUGAGGGUUUUUCCUAUCGCUGGUUCAACGCUAGAAGCAGGACUCGAGUUUUUAGGUAAAUGGGGAGUAAUUUGAAUAUAAAGAACUGUGGAAAUGAGCCACCGGGGGAAAGUGGAAGUGGUGGUGCUGGUGUUCCAUUGGCACGGCAGUCGUCUGUUUAUUCACUGACUUUUGAUGAGUUUCUGAGAGGGAGUGGAAAGGAUUUUGGGUCAAUGAACAUGGAUGAGUUGUUAAAGAACAUAUGGAGUGCAGAAGAGAGUCAGAACAUGGGAACUUCUGGGGUUGGUGGACAAGAAGCGAGUGUUCCAGGUGGGAAUUUACAGAGGCAAGGGUCUUUAACUUUACCGAGGACACUGAGUCAGAAGACUGUUGAUGAAGUGUGGAAGGAUAUGUCAAAAGAGUAUUAUGGUGGAAAGGAUGGAAAUGGUGAUGUGGGGUUAUCGAACAUGCCUCGUAGGCAACAGACUUUAGGAGAGAUGACACUUGAGGAUUUCUUGGUUAGAGCUGGUGUUGUGAGAGAAGAUGCACAGUUAGUUGCAAAAGCUAGUAAUGUUGGGGUCUUUGGUGAUAUGUCACAUGCUGGAAAUAGUCUUAGAGUGGGAUUUGGAUAUCAACAGAGCAAUGGGAAUACAGCUAUGGUGGCUAGUAGGAACAUGGAUAAUAAUAGUGGAAUUGGUGUUCACUCUGGUAAGUUACCACUGAAUGUGAAUGAGAUCAUAUCUGUGCAACAACAGCAAGGAACAAUGCAACUGCAGCAGCAGCCACAGCAACAGCAGCAGCAGCAACCCCUUUUUCCUAAGCAACCUGGUUUGGCUUAUGGUGCUCCCAUGGCCAUCCCAACUAGUGGUCAAUUAGGCAGUCCAGGGAUGAGGGGUGGGAUUGUUGGUAUUUCUGAUCCAGCACUUGGUAGUAGUUUAGUUCAAAGUGCUGCUUUGACUGGUGGAGGAAUGAAUAUGGUUGGUUUUGGAGCUGGAGGUGUAACUGGUGCAACAGGAUCUCCAGCAGUUUCAUCAGAUGGACUUGGGAAGAGUAAUGGAGAUACAUCUUCGAUAUCUCCAGUACCUUAUGUCUUUAGUGGUGGUUUAAGGGGCAGGAAAGGCGGUGCUGUGGAGAAAGUUGUUGAAAGGAGGCAGAGGAGAAUGAUAAAAAAUAGAGAGUCUGCUGCAAGAUCUAGAGCUCGGAAGCAGGCCUACACAAUGGAGCUAGAAGCAGAAGUUGCAAAACUUAAAGAAGAAAACGAAGAAUUGCGGAAGAAACAGGCAGAGAUGAUGGAAAUGCAGAAGAAUCAGGUUCAGGAGAUGAUGAACCUUCAACGAGGAGCUAAAAGAUGAUGCUUGAGAAGGACCCAGACAGGUCCUUGGUAAAAGUGGGGUUCAGAAAUAAGUGCUUGGCUGUAACUAUGUUUCUGAUAGUAUGUUCCUGUACAUAGAGGGAACUUUUUUCCAUUGUACAUCAGAAGAGAAGAGUUAUCUUUUUUCUGUAACCUUUUCCUUCUGUAUUUCCAAAGUCUUCUCCCAUGUCGACAAUGUCAUGAAUAAAACUAGAGACAAAUACUUAUUUGCUAUGCAGAUAUAUCUAUUAUCUAUAA
Molecule: messenger RNA, 2011 nt
Organism: Nicotiana attenuata
Lineage: Eukaryota; Viridiplantae; Streptophyta; Magnoliopsida; Solanales; Solanaceae
Product: ABSCISIC ACID-INSENSITIVE 5-like protein 5
Exons: 4
Coding region: 483-1754 (423 amino acids)
Biological process (GO): positive regulation of DNA-templated transcription
Cellular component (GO): nucleus
Molecular function (GO): DNA-binding transcription factor activity
Source: RefSeq, a predicted model, not a curated record